Molecule: messenger RNA, 2494 nt
Organism: Ostrinia furnacalis (Asian corn borer)
Lineage: Eukaryota; Metazoa; Arthropoda; Insecta; Lepidoptera; Crambidae
Exons: 2
Coding region: 242-1120 (292 amino acids)
Source: RefSeq, a predicted model, not a curated record
UAUCCCGACGUCGUUGAUAAAAAGUUUGUAAACAAUAUGCGAUAAUUCAAUACGUAUUGUCUGAGCACGAGACGAGUCGUAUUUGGCUCCAAAUAUUUACUUCUAGUAGUUGUGUUUGAGUUUCGAGUGAUUUAAUUGUGAAAAUUAUUUAAGUUUUCAAAUAUAACGACUAAAUUUUGCAGCUUUUUUGUAGUGUUUCACCAGUGGUGGCUUAUGAAAUAAUUUCAAGUACAAAUUUAAAAUGAAAUCAGCAGUAAUAACACUGUCGCUAAUAACGACGUUUUUGGCACCAGCUUCAGCCGUUUGCCACGCGUGUUUCGACCAUGUGUGCUACACCAGAAAGAAGGUUUUCGAAGGCGCCCAACUGUCAGGUCAGAUCGCCAUAGACCGCAUGGACAACUUGCUGCAUCUCCAUUACAAAGACAUAAGAAACACAGACUAUACAGCAGUAGUGGACCUAAAUUUUGAUAAUCUGAAGAUGAAUACUUUGCCUGUCGCAUACUCUUUCGCACGAGCAAUUAACCAACACACAGGAGAAGUGUAUUUCUCUGGAACUAAAGGCAUUUACAAGUACAGUACGAUGACGAAACAAACUGAACGAUUCGCUCAUUUCAGCAAAACUAUCUGGCACAUGCAAUUUAAGGAUAAGUUGUAUUUUUCUGAAUACCAAAAACAGGGAUUGCAUUAUAUUGAUGGUAAUCGUACAGUGUGCAUUUCUGCUUUGACAGAUUAUGUCAUUGAUGAUUUUAUAGUGGACAAAUUCGAUGAUAUUUAUUUUACGAGCGACUAUUUAGUUUAUAGGUUGAAAAAGGGGGCGACGAAGCCGUGUCUGUUCAGUAAAAUUCUUUAUUCUUUGUCCACUGACAAAAAUGAUAACGCCCACUUUUUGGACGCUAAUACUAGGACGUUAUAUUACCUAGAUUAUCCGCGUGAUUUGUUGAUAGAAUUAGGUAUGUUUGAUGUGGGUACUGUGGUGUUCAGAAUGGUGUUUGACAUUGUCAACGAUAUAAUAUACUGUGACGCGGCUGAUGACAAAGUGUACCUUCUGUACCCGAAUUACGCUCGCUGUUCUUUGACCAAAAAAACUGGGGAUAGUAAACCACAGUACUCAAUUAAUUAAAAAUAUGUUAACUAAUUUUAAGUACUACUAUUAUUAAAUUAAUUUUGUUAAAAUUGUGUGUUUGGUUUGUUAUAAUUUAUAUUCGCGAAUGACGUGUGAUUGCAAUUUAUUUUAAAUAAUAAAACAUUUUGUAAAUAUCAAGCCUUUAUUACUUGUUGUGCUCAUAAUGUUAUGUAAUCAUUUACAUUAUAAUUUUAAUUACGUAGGAUAUAUUGUCAUGGAAUCAAUUGAUUUAUAUUAUACUUGUUUAAUAAAAAAAACGAUGCAACUGUGAAAUUCUAGACCAGAAGAUGAUCCAGUGUUGCCAGUAGAGAAAAUUUUCUCUCGUGUGGUUGCCAGUUACAAAAUAAUAAAAACAAAUAAGUAUAAAAUAAAUCAAUCGCUUUUGGAAUGUUUUAAACUAAGUAUAUGUUCGAAGUAGUAGUAAACAUUAAAUGUAUUUAUGUUUCACAUUAACUUCAAUUUACAUAUCACAAGCAUACGAUAUAGACAUUUAAGAAUAAACUGUAUAUUAUAAAUAACGUUUUUUAAUUCUACCGAAUAACAAUUUUAACCCCAAUAUAAGAAAUAAGAAUAAAUCAACUGGAAUAACAAUUUUUAAACCCAAUAAGAUUAAGAACAAUUUAAAUUCGUUAAUGAUUCAACCGUUUAAAAAAAUACUUGGCAAUUUAAAUUUAACUUACCUAAAAAGAGAAAUACGGCCAAGUGUCAAAUAAGGCCAAGGUUUUAAAGAAAAAUUUUUAUUAAUAAAAAAAAGAAAACUGUGUUAUAGCAGCGAUUCAUAAAAUGCUGUCUCUUUUCUACAUAAGCCGUUUUCACUGUAGUGAAAGAGACAAAAAGUAUUUAGUAAAAACGGUGAUAUAACACAGUUUUGUAUUACCCAAGUUUAAUCAGUCCUUAAAAGCCGCGGCCUGACUACAAGCGUUGAUAUGUCUAUUUAUUCGAGACUAUAAUGACUGCAGGGUUAUGUACUACGAGAAGAUAAUAUUGUUUUAUAUUGAUGGUGUCGACAGAGACAUCAGAUGUUGGUUUUAAUCGAAACCUAUUUAAAUAAAACUCUUGCAAUCAAGCCACAGCCUUACACUACCAAUAUCACCACACCCAUAAGUUAACACUAGAAUUUCAAUAAAUUGUAUAAAAACAUCAAAAUAUUAAUACAAAACUUACGAUAUAAAAAAAAUCAGUACGAUUCUUCAAUUCCGUUGCUGGUUUCAAACAGUAGUGGGACCGUUAACCCUUUACAUGGUAAUGGGAACAUAGUUCCCACUGAUAGUGGGAAAAUAUUUACAUUACCAUUACCUCUAAAAUAACUCCUCAUUUUAAAUAAAUAAUUUUGAUCUUGAAAGCUAAAUUACUUUUCUUAGAUUUUUAGAC